Messenger RNA from Cryptotermes secundus, 432 nucleotides. RefSeq lists its product as uncharacterized. Lineage: Eukaryota; Metazoa; Arthropoda; Insecta; Blattodea; Kalotermitidae. The record is from RefSeq and is a predicted model, not a curated record. The transcript has a single exon. Bases 1 to 432 code for a protein of 143 amino acids.
AUGGAAGCAGACAAUCAUGGGCAACAGUGGACUGUGUGGUUUCUCUGGAGGGAAGGAGUGGCUGCUUCACAUAUUCACAUAAGGUUAGCAGCCAUAUGUGGGGAAGCAUCACCAAGUUGCAGAACCGUGUUUCGCUGGAUAGCAGAGUUCAAAGAUGGCAAGGACUGUGCAGAAAAAGGCAAAAGCAGUGGGUGUCCAGCAACAGCAUUCACACCAGACAGUACCCAGCAUGUGUCCGACUUGAUACUGGAGAACAGGCUCAUCACUUUCGAUCAACUAGAGAACGUAACAGGGUUGUCACACAGAACACUGCACACCAUCACCCAUCAGGACUUGAAGAUGAAAAAGGUCUGUGCUCAAUGGGUGCCCCAUUCUCUCACCAUUGUGCAGAAGCAGGAUGUGCAGACAUGCCAACAGUUGCUGCAGCUGUAA